UUUGUGACGUCACCCUCCUCCGAUCACGUGUCGCCAGGGACGGUUCGUGACUCCGUCUGGAAAAUCUUGUGGAAUAACCAACCGCUAUUAAUAAGCACUCCUCGCAGCUGCAUAUCACCUCGGAGGGUUUUUUUUUCGCAAGCGUUGAUAUUCUUCUGGAGGUCGGGCUGACUCGUAUUUAAACUCUGCCACUAUGGAGAACGUCGUCUGGAUGUUGAUGGACAUCGAAUCCCACCAGGAAGCCCAGUGGCCGCUUCUGUCCUCUAGCAGCAGUUAGCAUUAGUUUUCCACUUCGGGCAGUGCCUUAAAUGUCACUUUUUGAAAGCAUAGCAAAACAAGUAAGCAGGGUUUUUUAAUUUUCACUCAAGAAUUCAUUAUACGAGCGUAACAACACGCAAAUAAGCAGCCCAUUGACCUCAGCGGUGCCUUCACGGUCUCAUCGACGCUUUUCACCAUGACUGGAAGAAGCAUUUGAGUGUUUUUUAUUUUUUCGCCUGACAAAAAUUUUCAUCGACCAUGAAGGCUUCCCUGGCCCCCGGGAUUCGUUGCAUCACGUCUUUUUCUCGGGAUAGCUGGUAUCGAGGCUUCAUCCUGUUGCUCACCUUCCUCUUCUACACCGCCUACCACCUGUCUCGGAAGCCCAUCAGCAUCGUCAAGAGCGAACUCCACCGAAACUGCAGCGGCGUCAUUCGCCCGGCCGACGUCAACAUCACCAACAAUGUCACCUGGUGCGACUGGGCUCCUUUUGACCAGGACAACUACAAGACACUCUUUGGGGUGUUGGACAACUCCUUCCUGGUGGCCUACGCCAUCGGCAUGUUUUUCAGUGGGAUAUUCGGGGAGCGCCUGCCGCUACGUUACUACCUGAGUUUUGGCAUGCUGAUGAGCGGCUUGUUCACCUGUCUGUUCGGCCUCGGGUUCUACUGGAAAAUCCAUUCCUUGGGCUACUACGCCGUCAUCCAGGUGUUCAACGGCUUGAUGCAGACUACCGGCUGGCCGGCUGUGGUGGCCUGCGUGGGCAACUGGUUCGGAAAAGGGAAGCGCGGCUUCAUCAUGGGCGUGUGGAACUCGCAUACGUCGGUGGGCAACAUCCUGGGCUCACUCAUCGCCGGCGUCUUCGUCUCGUCGGCGUGGGGCCUCUCCUUCAUCGUGCCGGGCAUCAUCAUCGCCUCCACCGGCGUCCUUUGCUUCUUCUUUCUGGUCGAGAAACCCGAAGACGUCGACUGCAGCCCUCCUCAGCAUCACAACGACUCGGAAAAUGAAAGUGGUGAGACCGAGCCUCUCCUGCAGAGUCCGGCGCACGUGGCCAAUGGUUCCGUCGUCGUCGACACGCCCGACGACUCCGCCGGACACUCGGAGGCCAUCAGCUUCUACGGAGCCCUCAGCAUACCCGGCGUGGUGGAGUUCUCGCUGUGUCUGCUUUUCGCCAAGCUCGUCAGCUACACGUUCCUCUACUGGCUGCCGCUCUACAUCUCCAACGUUGCGCAUUUCGAGGCCAAAGAAGCCGGAGACAUGUCUACGCUUUUUGAUGUGGGAGGAAUUGUGGGCGGCAUCAUGGCGGGCCUCGUGUCCGACUACACCGGCGGGCGAGCCACCACGUGUUGCGUCAUGCUGCUCCUCGCCGCACCCAUGCUUUUCCUCUACAACCACAUCGGACAACGAAGCCUCGGCACCACAAUUGGUAUGCUCUUGCUUUGCGGGGCCCUGGUCAACGGGCCAUACGCGCUCAUUACCACUGCCGUAUCUGCCGACCUGGGCACACACGAGAGCCUGAGAGGCAACUCCAGGGCGUUGUCCACGGUGACGGCCAUCAUCGACGGAACGGGAUCAGUGGGGGCGGCGCUGGGCCCUCUUUUGGCCGGGGUCAUCUCGCCGUCGGGCUGGAACAACGUCUUCUACAUGCUCAUCUCCGCCGAUGUGCUGGCUUGUUUGUUUCUGGCCAGGCUCGUUUACAAGGAAGCUCAAGGUUGGUGCGGACGCAUCCCGAGAAUCAGAGGGUACAAGGAAACUUAAAUGGAGGAAACACCAGGGCGUCAGCUACGUCACAUCAGCGCUUCACCGACUGGGACUCAUCAUCAAGCAAAAACGUUGUCUCUCAAGACACUUUUUAAAUGACUAACUUCACUCUGCCAUGCUUUUAUCAGUAAAGUGUACAUACAAGA
Messenger RNA from Syngnathus typhle (broad-nosed pipefish), 2162 nucleotides. It is a transcript of the gene slc37a2, whose product is annotated as solute carrier family 37 member 2. The transcript is spliced from 18 exons. Bases 517 to 2013 code for a protein of 498 amino acids. Gene Ontology annotation, biological process: phosphate ion transmembrane transport; glucose-6-phosphate transport. Gene Ontology annotation, molecular function: glucose 6-phosphate:phosphate antiporter activity. Gene Ontology annotation, cellular component: endoplasmic reticulum membrane. The record is from RefSeq and is a predicted model, not a curated record. Lineage: Eukaryota; Metazoa; Chordata; Actinopteri; Syngnathiformes; Syngnathidae.